CAAUGCCCCGUGUCUCCAACUUCUCACUGCUGCAAGAAACGCCACAAUAAACUUCAUCCGAAUAUUGAGACUCUCGUAUGAACAACGAAAUGUUCGAUCGCACUUGAAAUCAGGAAUCGGCGUAGAUGGACGAAACCGCCGAGACUACAAAGCCUGAUUGGGUCAACAACAGCCCGACGUUUGCCGGAGAGAGAACCGAUGACUUCGGCGACGAGGAUGAGGACGGGGAAUGCGACGGCGAUGACGAGGCUUGGAACAUGCUCACUCGGAGCUUCCGGCAAGCGCAGACGGUGCUGGACGAAAACCGUGCGUUGAUCGACGAAGUGAACAGCAACCAUGAGUCGAAGAUUCCUGACAACAUGGUGAAGAAUGUUAGCCUCAUGACUCAGAUCCACGGUAACAUCUCCAAGGUUCGCUCUAUCUACUCCGAUUUAUCUGUGAAUUUCUGCAACAUUGUUCGACAGCGCCGCGUCGCCGCCGUGAACCACCGCAAUCGCGAUGGGGAUGAGGCGGAGAACCCGGAGGAUGAUUCAACGGAGCACGUGUUGGAGAAAUCGGAGAUGGUUGAAUUGAUGGAUUCAGGAAUGUAUAGGACUUCAUCCACCCGCAGAUAUGAGGAGGCCCUGCGGAACUGUGAAGCAGGGAAGGGGAAAGGGGAAAGGACAAGGAUUGAACAUGUAUGUCGUGUUUCACCAUGAUAAAGAUUAUAACUGCCAGUAAUGUCAGCUCUAGCUCAUUGUUUCAUGUCUUUGUUAUUAUUCUUUAUUCCAUUAUGUUGAUGAUGCAUAGAUAGUUCUUGAGGUUACUGGUUGAUUAUGUCGAUAUCAAUUCAGAAAUUCGCCAUCAAAUACUUAAGAAGUGCUUCAAUGCAAGCAAAACUAGUUGUUUCUGUGGUUUCUGUGUACUGAAUAGUGGCCUUUGAUUUAAAUCAUCUGUUUUUGAACUAUAA
Molecule: messenger RNA, 949 nt
Organism: Vigna radiata var. radiata (mung bean)
Lineage: Eukaryota; Viridiplantae; Streptophyta; Magnoliopsida; Fabales; Fabaceae
Product: protein ELF4-LIKE 1-like
Exons: 3
Coding region: 126-698 (190 amino acids)
Biological process (GO): entrainment of circadian clock; positive regulation of circadian rhythm
Source: RefSeq, a predicted model, not a curated record